UCUGAUCAAAAGAGGAAGUGAAAAAUUCCCCUGAGAUGAACAAUUGCACUUUAGUACUCAGGUUUCACUUCUGAGCGUGGAUCUGAAAAGGAAGAAAGAAACUCUCGGGAAAGAUUUGGAAGACGGGAGAAGCUCCAAGACUUCAGGUGUGCAAAUAAUGUGGAAAAAUUUUUUAGAAUGGCAAUUAAAGAAGAACAUGAGAUGUGAUUCAAAGUAGUUGUAAAUGCCUAACUUAAAAAGAAAAGUUGAAGGAAAACAAGCCACAAAAAAGGGAGCAGCAUGGGCAACUGCUGUCAGAAACACUGUGCUUGUCUGGAACCCUACGUGUCGUGGCUCUUCCAUGUCUGCAACUGCAGAUCAAGUGAUAAAUAUAAGACUGAGUCAGUCAUCUGCAACCCAAUAGUAAUCUCCCCUCCAGGACCACUCGGCCCACCUGAAAGGAACGGAGGGGACAAUGACAGAGAUUUGCCUCCUGUUCCUCCGCCAGAACAGAACUGUAAUUUUGUGGCCCUGUUUGAUUACCAAGCCCGUACAGAGGACGAUUUGAGCUUCCAGGCUGGAGACAAGCUUGAAGUUCUGGAUAUGUCCCAUGAAGGAUGGUGGUUUGCAAAGUUGCUUUUGGAGAAUGGGUUUGCCAGGCCUGGACAGAAACUGCAAGGCUACAUUCCUUCCAACUAUGUUGCAGCAGAACGAAGUAUUGAAGCUGAACCGUGGUUUUUCGGUGCUAUGACACGAGCAGAUGCGGAGAAUCAACUGUUGUACACUGGGACCCAGGCAGGAGGAUUUCUAAUCAGGGACAGUGAAAGUCAAAAAGGCGAAUUCUCACUUUCAGUUUUUGAUGGCAUGAGUGUGAGGCACUACCGAAUCAAACACCUGGAUGAUGCAGGUUUUUUCGUGACCAGAAGAAAAACAUUUCAAACGUUGACUGCUUUAGUCAGAUACUACAGUAAGAACAGCGAUGGACUGUGUAUACGACUUGGGAAGCCGUGUGUGAAGACAGAAGCCCCGGCUCCUUAUGACUUGUCAUACCAAACUGCAGAUCAGUGGGAGAUAGACCGUAGUUCUCUGCAGCUCUUGAAAAGAUUGGGUUCUGGCCAGUUUGGUGAGGUUUGGGAAGGCUUAUGGAAUAAUACCACACCAGUGGCAAUCAAAACAUUAAAACCAGGCUCAAUGGAUCCAAAAGACUUCCUGAGGGAAGCACAUAUAAUGAAGAACCUGAGACACCCAAAGCUUAUACAGCUUUAUGCUGUUUGCACUUUAGAGGAUCCAAUUUAUAUUAUUACAGAACUGAUGAGACAUGGAAGUCUCCUAGAAUACCUCCAAAAGGAUGGAGGUUCCAGUAUCCACUUGCCUCAGCAGGUGGACAUGGCAGCUCAGGUUGCCUCAGGAAUGGCUUAUCUGGAAUCUCAGAAUUACAUCCAUCGUGAUUUGGCAGCCAGAAAUGUCCUUGUUGGUGAACAUAAUGUUUACAAAGUAGCAGAUUUUGGACUUGCUCGGGUUUUUAAGCUGGAAAAUGAAAAUGUAUAUGAAGCCAAACAUGAAACAAAGCUACCUGUGAAAUGGACAGCUCCUGAAGCAAUUCACUCCAGUAAAUUCAGCAUUAAAUCUGAUGUGUGGUCAUUUGGAAUACUUCUCUUUGAAAUAAUAACAUAUGGAAAGAUGCCUUAUUCAGGUAUGAUGGGCCCUCAAGUAAUCCAGAAACUGGAUCAAGGGUACAGAAUCCCUCAGCCAGAGAACUGUCCUCAAGAGCUGUAUAACAUCAUGCUGCAAUGCUGGAAUGUUGAACCCCAAGAACGACCAACUUUUGAAACAUUGCACUGGAAACUGGAAGAUUAUUAUGCAGAUUCUACGGCCUAUAUAGAUUCAAACGAUUUUGUCAGAUGAACUGCAAAACAUCCCUACUUAUGUCACCCAAAUAACGAUCCCCCUUUAGAGAAUGUUUCCAUUUAUCAUUUGAUUUCCUUCUGCAGAACAUGUAUUUCCAACAUCCUCUGCCAGAAAAUAACUCUUAGUGAUAUAUAUCUCUAGCAUCUGAUUCAUGCAGCAGAUGAAACAGACUCUUAUUUUGAAAGAGUCUUUCAUGACAUGAAAUUUGGUAGGGUGCUACAAGUUAUAUCAGAUGGAAGCCCCAUUCAAAGACUCUGAUGAAUCAUGAACUCCAAGCUGUUAUUUGGUAUCCCAUGCCCACUGUGCAGUGAAGAUAAAAGUUAAAAAAGACAUUAUGAGAAUAUAUCAAUUAUACUGGUGUACAUAAUACGCUCAGGGCAACCCACUGAUCAUGAUACCAUAUGCCAAUGGCACAUCCAUGGCAGACAGAUAUGGAAGCACCAGCCAUUCACCAGGUAAGGAGCAGGCAAUAACAAUAAUGAAAGGACCCACAAGUGCACAAUCGUAACAUGUAUUCCACUCGUUUCCCCAGUAGUUCAUUCUGGAAAGGCACUGGUAUGGCAAACAGUCCAUGGGUUUGAGUGCCAUUCAUGAAGACAAAGAAGCAUAGUGGAAAUGCAGAGCUUUUACAAAUCCUAGUUCCUUGGCUUGAGCCAUGCUUAUUCCUGCUCUGUGUGCCAGUCAUUUUGGAUGGCAUGUUCCCCUACACCGUCCCAUAAAUGCAGUUGAAUGCUAACUGCUGAAAACCCCACAGGACAGUAGCUAGAUGCACUCUAGUCACUGUAGCUGUUGGUCAUGUUGCUGGCUCACCUCAUGAUUGGCUUUGCAUUAUGAACUGAGUCUAUCCUGGCUUCUGCCCUUUGUUAGAAGGCUUCUGGCAAAGAGUCUAAAAAGAGAUGUCUAGAUUGCAAUGAAUAAUGUUCCACAAUAGCAAUGAAUAACAAUAGCAAUGAAUAACAUCAUCUAGUUUUUCCAUGUGGUGGGGUGCACCUUGUGGGACACAUGGCCCAGCUCUGGCAUCAACACUUAUCUAUCCCUCGUGGGAAGUGCAAUGAAAUUUUGUCUGCAGUGUCAGCUGGAACAGCUCCAUAGGUUUCUGAUCCUGCAAGAAAACAGGCACUAUUAAUGUGAUUAUUCGCUGCAUUAUAUUGGGUGAUAUAACUGGAGAAUACCCAGGUUUGUGAUUGUGCUUCCUGUGUCCCCACAUGCAGUAGGGGUUAUGGCAGCAUUGUGGUGACAGUGGGGUGCAAUGCUGCUGGCAUAUCUGAAACAAGAGCUUUUCCUUUAUAUACUACAUACUACUAGCAGCUAUUGAAGUAGGGAGAGAGGGUUGAUGGAGCAACAAAUAGAAUGGUGGGGGUCAUAGUUGCAGAAGUCACAGUUUGGGGCAUCUCUCCCCCUCACUUGCCUGGGUGGGGUGCCUUCUCCUGCAGCCACAGUUGCAAGAAUAGAACUUUUUCUUUGGGUCUUUGGGUCCUGAGGUGACCUGAGAGAUGUCUGAGCAAAGUAGUGUUAGUCAGAUGCAAUAACAAGAUUGUUUCUAUCUCUUGGGUGUCUCUUGUUCUUGAAGGUGUCACUGGGAGGCCAUUGCUUUUCCCUUCUGUUUGUAGUGUGCAAGGAUAUGCCAGGAUUAUAGCUAACAUAAUAUUGAUGCCAGAGACUGGGGAGACUUAUUGUGCCAACUGUACCCUGCCCAGAUAUUUUGGUGAUGGGGGAGGGGGAAAUAAGUGUACAGGAAAUAAAUAAACAAACCCCAGUCUGUCCCCUGACAUGCUCCUGUCACCACCCAUUUCUACACUAGGGCUACAUUUAUACCAGCUGAAUACCAGUGAAGCUUGGCACUGCUGUAUCAUCAGAGUCACUUUGAUAUUCUUUGAGGUAUCUUGGAAUUAUGUAUCCUAAACCAUUCUGAGGGCAUUGAAUUAGCAAUGAAUCUUAAGAAAUUAAUAUUUAUUAACACUUGUGAUGAUGCAACAAGAUUGUGAUGGCAGUAGCUUCAGAAAAUGGACUGGAUUUUUAAAAAUCUCUAUACUGUUCAAUGACAAUAAGUAGAAGAAUUUAUUAUUUAAACCACAGAUAGCAAAAAAAUGCAAAUGAUUACGUGAUAGCCUGUUACACAACAGGUUUUGCAAGAUUGUGUUUCUGUAUAAAACUGAUAGCUUGUUACUCUUCAUAAUCUGCUGCUUAUCAGCUAAAUCCCAUGAGUCGGUUAUUAUGAAGGAACUUGAUUGCUGUUAUGCGCAGCAGGAUCUGUGCAUCAGUGUAUUUUCUUUUUUCUCUUUCCUUUUCUCUGAAUAUCCUAGGACUACAAUUUUGGCUAGGCUACGUAAAUUUGCUCCAGAGAAAAAUAAAGAUACAUAUGGAGAAAACAUCAAUAUUCGGUAGAAAUAAAAUGAUUUUUAAAAGAAAUGUCUGCAAUUAUCUGUUUUAGCAUCAGAUGAUAAAUCUCAGUUGAAAACUUUUAACUGGAAUUUGUAAUCCAUGUAUUAAAAAUUGUAAAGAUGAAUGUCCCAGACCUUGCUUUUAUGUACGUGACCUAAGAACAUGCCUAAAUCCUACACGGAUUAGA
Messenger RNA from Sphaerodactylus townsendi, 4456 nucleotides. It is a transcript of the gene FRK, whose product is annotated as fyn related Src family tyrosine kinase. Gene Ontology annotation, biological process: protein phosphorylation; cell surface receptor protein tyrosine kinase signaling pathway; cell differentiation. Gene Ontology annotation, cellular component: extrinsic component of cytoplasmic side of plasma membrane. The transcript is spliced from 8 exons. Bases 280 to 1884 code for a protein of 534 amino acids. The record is from RefSeq and is a predicted model, not a curated record. Gene Ontology annotation, molecular function: signaling receptor binding; non-membrane spanning protein tyrosine kinase activity; ATP binding. Lineage: Eukaryota; Metazoa; Chordata; Lepidosauria; Squamata; Sphaerodactylidae.